Hippocampus zosterae (dwarf seahorse) is the source of this 1329-nucleotide messenger RNA. RefSeq names its product cyclin-dependent kinase 2 associated protein 2 (gene cdk2ap2). Lineage: Eukaryota; Metazoa; Chordata; Actinopteri; Syngnathiformes; Syngnathidae. The record is from RefSeq and is a predicted model, not a curated record. Gene Ontology annotation, biological process: negative regulation of G1/S transition of mitotic cell cycle; regulation of microtubule cytoskeleton organization. The coding region runs from base 179 to 556 and encodes 125 amino acids. The transcript is spliced from 4 exons. Gene Ontology annotation, cellular component: nucleus; microtubule; cytoplasm.
CUUCUGCGCAUGCGCACUUCUUUACUCACAGGAAGGACCCUCACGUCCCACAGAGGAUAUUAAAUCUACUUAAAAAGCUCUUAGGAGCUCAUCUCCAGGAGUAAAGCUGUAUAAGCACUGGCCCGACCGGACCGAAGGAAGUGGCGCGUCGUACGGGGAGCUGCCAGUGGACAUCGUCAUGAGUUAUAAGCCCAUUGCUCCUGCGCCGUCUGGCUCCAACCACACGCCGCCUGGCUCCUCCGUGCCCUCUCCUUCGCUCCCGUCAUCAUCCAACUUCCGACCAGCCUUCAGCGACUUUGGCCCGCCCUCCAUGGGCUUCGUUCAGCCCGUUAAAGUCAGUCAAGGGUCGACCUACAGUGAACUUCUGUCAGUCAUUGAGGAAAUGAGUCGUGAGAUCCGACCCACAUACGCUGGAAGCAAAAGUGCAAUGGAGAGAUUAAAGAGAGGUAUUAAACAACACUCAAACACCAGCACACCCGGCAUUUUGUCCAAGAAGCAAGAUAGUCCAUUAUUCACAAUUUAUGCAGAUUUAAGAUUGGUGAUGGGUGCUUCAUGAUGACAACCAGAUCAAGACCUAAUUGUUGAAGUUUAAUUCAGGUCACGUAUUUUUAGUACUUAUGGUGGUGCAGCUAUUAAACACCCAAACUAAUUCGGUGUAAUUGCUUUGGCCAAGUGCGCGUUUGCCGGUAAUUGAUAUCUUGGGUGAGUUUGACUUCCACAUGAGGGUAGAUUCAGGCAGAUUUUUUUAAUAUUCCAUAUUCAAAUGCCUUAUCUGUUCCAGGUAUCAUUCAUGCACGCGCACUGGUCAGGGAGUGUCUGGCAGAGACGGAAAGAAGCGCCCGUACAUAACCCUUCCUACCCCAUCCCCAUCCAUCAUCCGUUGUUAGUUCUUAUUCUCUGGGUGUUUUUUUUUUAAAUUACAUUGGCCUUGUCAUUCUACCAGGCCAUUCUCUUGAAACUACUAGUUCCAUUUUCCUUUUUUUUUUUCAAACGGCCUGUGGAUAUUUUAAGUAGAGCCGUGCGUAAAAAGUAGAUUAAACCAUUUUAUAUUUGUUGACAGCCAGACAGACCAAAUUAUGUCUCCUUUAAGUUAAAACCAAAACUUGUUCUCAAGUUGUGAUUUUUUUCCCCCUUACCUUUAUUCAUUUGCGCAUCAUGAAUCAAGACCAUUUGCUUUCCUGCUCACCUGCAUUGGUCCUAUUUUCUAGUCAACGUUCAACAAGAACUAUGUACUGUACCUCUCUCAAGUCAAUUUGUUAUUGUGGGAAUUUUGUAAACCAAACUUUUGCAGUUCAGUAUGUAUAUCUUAAUUAAAUGAUAUAAAAUAAA